AUGAGCAGGACAAUUAACACCAGAAAAUUUGUGCGAAAUGUGCGAGAUGAGCUGGUGAAAACUUUGAACAAAAUAUCCAACGGGGAGGCUUCUCAAAUUUUGGUGAUGCAGGCGAAACUGGUACCUUUUCUGAACGGCUUAUGCACAUUUACUCAAUUGACUGAGGCAACUGCAGUUACCAAAAUAGUAAUAGACGACACAAACUGUCGUGAGACGCUCGAAGAACUGGUGGCUGACAGUCAAUGUCAGCUGGUAUUUGUCGUGGACGUGAGAUCAGAUUUACGGUUACCAUCGGAGUUCCGUAAGACUAUAGAGCUAUUCGAGCCUCAAGGUCCUCAAAUGGUCUACCUGGCAUGGGAAACAGAGCCUUCAAAUGUGCAGGGGAAGCUACCUCAUUUUCUAAGCCUUCAACUUGAUCAAAAAGUGAAUGUAUAUCCAUGGUACGUGUUGCCAACCUGUGUCUUAGACGAUAAUUUGCUAAAUACUGGAGUAUUGUACAACAGUGAUGGCGACAAUUUAUAUCUCCCUCCGAUUAAGUCCAUGCAAAAAGCUACUCGUAGCAUCUUGGUACAGAAUUUGUCAAACGCAAUACAGGCCGUUCUCAAGGAGACUGGACUGGUUAUAACCCACGCUUCUUCAUUUGGCAACACCUGCCAUGGGUUGGUAGAUCACUUGCGAAGAGACUUGGAGAGCAGAAAAGAUGAGACCGACGAAUUUAUUGACGAGACACUAUAUGGUAAUCGACAUUCAGGACUACAAUGUAAUCUCGUCGUGUUUGAAAGAGAUAUGGACUUACUAACACCUUUAUGCUCCCAAUUAACGUAUGGUGGCAUUUUAGAUGAUCUUUAUGAGAUAGACGAUAAACAUCUCAAACAUCCACCAGAAUUAAGUGAUAUUGAUGUGAUAUCACUGGAUUACGCCAAGGAUGAAGUUUGGAAUGAGCUUAAAUUUAAAAAUUUUGGGGCCUUGGGACCCCGACUUAAUGAACUGGCUCGUGAGCUGCAGGCAGAGUACGACGCCCGGCAUCAAGCAGAGAGUGUGGGGGAAAUAAAGCAAUUUGUCGAAAAUCUUGGAGGACUCCAAGAGCGCCAAAAACUGUUAAAGCUUCACACUGCUUUGUCAUCGAAAGUUGUGAGUGAAGUGACCGAAAAAGAUGAGGGUGAUGAGGAAUCUUUCUUCAACCGUGUCAUGGAGCUUGAACAGGAUUUGAUAGCAGGAAAUCUUGGCCAGAGAUCAAGCUGCGAAAAGAUAUUAGAGCUUCUGCAUGAAGGACAUCCACCGUAUUCAGCGCUGGUGAGACUCUGUUGCAUAUUUUCACUGACUAGGAACGGCAUUCGUGAGCGUGAGUAUAAUUUAUUGCGAACAGAAAUUAUAGACGCAUGGGGAGUAGACGCCAUGUUUGAAUUACAAAGACUGGCAAGGGCCGGGAUGUUUUUAAGUAAGCAGAACUUCACCGAGCACUCCCUAUGGAGUGAUUUUGAUUCAUUUGCUGGUUACUUAGAUCUCGUCCCUCAAAUAGUUGGCGAGACCGAUCCUGGGAAGCCCGUUGAAAACUCAUUUGCAUAUUGCGGGACAGUGCCCAUUAUAACGAGAGCCAUCCAGUUCCUAUUCGAUAGGUCAAUAGUGACCAAAACAUUCUCGUCGCAACAGCCGUUCAUAAUCUCAAGGACACCAUCGUGGGGAGGCUUGGAAGAGCUAUUUGGGCAACAGUAUGGAUCUGGCAUUUUGCGUGAACAAGUAUGGGACCAGUCUGCAUCUCCAAGGACCAAGUUUAUUGGAAAGCCGGCCAAGAAUGUGGCCGAUCCGGUGUUGGUUGCGGUUCUAGGCGGCAUCACUGUUGGCGAGAUGGCUACGUUACAGUUUUUAGCGACUCAGCUACGACAAAAGGACAUCCACAAGAGAUUCAUUGUGAUUACGGAUGGCAUAGUGGGAGGGUCAAGAUUAAAGUGCAGUUCGGUGAAGGUUGUGUAG
This is a messenger RNA of Lachancea nothofagi CBS 11611, 1971 nucleotides long. The record is from the annotation of a GenBank genome assembly. NCBI's taxonomy places the organism in Eukaryota, Fungi, Ascomycota, Saccharomycetes, Saccharomycetales, Saccharomycetaceae.